Messenger RNA from Microthlaspi erraticum, 351 nucleotides. NCBI's taxonomy places the organism in Eukaryota, Viridiplantae, Streptophyta, Magnoliopsida, Brassicales, Brassicaceae. The record is from the annotation of a GenBank genome assembly.
AUGUCUAGAGCAAGAGAUAUUGGAGCUCAAGGAGGAUUAGGUUUAGGGUCAAAGGAAGUCAAGGGGGAAGCAACAUUUUUCGGGUUUGACUUUGACUUCCAGCUCGAUCGAGUUGAAGCUUGGCCGGUCGAGUUGAGGAACUCGACCGGUUGGUCGAGUAGACGGUCGAGCUGGUCUUCAAGAUGGCUUCUCCCUUCUUCCUUUGCGUAUCCAGUUGAGCUGCUUCCAUGUGCCAAGUCCCUCCAUGCUCCUUAUGUCCCAUAUGCUCCAGAAUGCUCCAAAAGACCUAUUUCAAAGGACCAAACAUGCAUAUGUAUGCAAAUGCAACCUAAAACUAACAUGAAUGCAUAA